Molecule: messenger RNA, 484 nt
Organism: Notothenia coriiceps (black rockcod)
Lineage: Eukaryota; Metazoa; Chordata; Actinopteri; Perciformes; Nototheniidae
Product: WD repeat-containing protein 44-like
Exons: 3
Coding region: 18-332 (104 amino acids)
Molecular function (GO): protein binding
Source: RefSeq, a predicted model, not a curated record
AGGGGGCCGUGUGGACGAUGAAGUUCUCUCACUGCGGGAGGCUGCUGGCCACAGCCGGCCAGGACAAUGUGGUUCGCAUCUGGGUCUUGAAGACUGCUUUUGACUACUUCAAUAAUAUGAGAAUGAAGUACAACACUGAAGGUCGAGUUUCACCGUCUCCUUCUCAGGAAAGUUUAUGCUCCUCUAAAUCUGACGACCACCUGGCAAGUUGUGCUCCAGAGGACCCAGACACAGAAGAUAGAAACGCCCCUUUCCGUCAAAUUCCCUUCUGCAAGUAUAAAGGUCACACGGCGGAUCUUUUGGACUUGUCCUGGUCAAAGGUAAAUGAAUAAGUAAAGACAUGAUAAUAUCAGGUGAUGUCUUACUGCCCUCUUCAUCCUUCUUUCAUCCCUCGUCUUCAUCUUUGUACAUGGGAAAAACACUGAAAUGAUCUCAUCCUGUAUCUCAAAUGCUCUGGACAAGGUUCUACACUGGCUGAACAACA